UCUCACCCCUCACUUCACCUCAAGAUCAAGUUCACGCCGCCUCUAUCAGACUCACCAUCUCGUCUCGGCCACUCAUCUCACGCCGUCGCCGGCGUUCAAUCGUCUCUCCUUCUCGGGCUCCGGCGUUCAUCUCCGAUCGUUUUUUCUUCUCAGAAGUUUUCGAUCUCCCUCACCGUUGCGUUGUGUUGCGGCCGGCUAGUGUACAACUUAUCCUCGAGGACAAACCAAUUAAAUAAAUUUGUUUCUGCAUUGCUUGAGUUACUUGUAAGGCGAGAAAUCGGUUUUAUAAGUUUGAAAUGAAGUUCCAAAGCUUUUGUUCUACAAGAAGUUCCAGUCUAUGUGCAUGUUUUGGAGCUUCGAGCUCAUCGAACUUUGGAGCUAUGAAGCUUGGAAUCAUUGGAGUAACAACUUCACUAUCUUCCAAAUCCUCAAGAAUGACUGUUUGUGCAGUUAGUUUCCGCCCUUGUAUUGAUAUACACCAGGGGAAAGUGAAACAAAUCGUUGGAUCAACUCUUCGAGAUUUAGAGCAGGAUGGAUCAACUCUUCUCACCAAUUUUGAGACAGAUAAAUCGGCUGCAUACUAUGCAAACAUGUACAAACAAGAUGGGCUUAUCGGUGGUCAUGCCAUCAUGCUUGGAGCAGAUCCUUUGAGCGUAGUUGCUGCCCAUGAAGCGUUGCAUGCGUAUCCUGGUGGCUUACAAGUUGGGGGUGGGAUAAGUUCAGGAAAUGCUUGUAGUUAUAUUGAAGAAGGAGCUAGCCAUGUCAUUGUUACUUCAUAUGUGUUCAACAAUGGACAAAUGGAUCUUACAAGGCUUAAAGAUCUUGUUCGCAUUGUUGGGAAACAGAGACUUGUGCUGGAUCUUAGUUGUAGAAAAAAGGAAGGUAAAUAUGCAAUUGUGACAGAUAGAUGGCAGAAGUUCAGCGAUGUAUUUCUUGAUGAAGAAGUCCUGGCGUUCCUGGCUGACUAUGCAGAUGAGUUUUUGGUCCAUGGCGUGGAUGUUGAAGGGAAAAAGCUUGGCAUUGAUGAAGAGCUAGUGACAUUGCUCGGCAAGUAUUCAUCGAUUCCUGUCACAUAUGCAGGCGGGGUCACGACGAUGGCUGACUUAGAAAGGAUAAAAGAUGCAGGCAUGGGGCGUGUGGAUGUUACUGUGGGAAGUGCUUUGGAUAUUUUUGGAGGAAAUAUGGCAUACAAGGAUGUCGUUGCAUGGCAUGCUAGGCAGAAGGAUAGAUAGAUUAAACUAUGUUUGAAGUUUUCACUUGUAAGUUUAUAAACCCACCCCCCUCUACUUUUAAUACUACAAGGAAGUUUAACAAAUCUACUACCACCAUCAGUCCUGCCAAUUCUGCUGAUCACCCUUCAACUCCACCACCAAUGCCACUGAUGCCAACCCCACGGUAUCUUAAAGUGUUGCAACUAUUGAUACUUAUCCUUUGGAGUUUGCUGAAGAAAUUUGGAGCCAACCCAUUUUUAUGCCAUAACAUCUUCAAAUUAUGUGCUCCAAUGAUUGUCAAAUCCUUCAAUUGAGGACACUCAAUCUACAACGUAACCGUAUAUGGUUGAAGAAUUUCUUUUUAAAUAAGAAAAAAAUAACACCUAAA
Molecule: messenger RNA, 1599 nt
Organism: Cucumis sativus (cucumber)
Lineage: Eukaryota; Viridiplantae; Streptophyta; Magnoliopsida; Cucurbitales; Cucurbitaceae
Product: 1-(5-phosphoribosyl)-5-[(5-phosphoribosylamino)methylideneamino] imidazole-4-carboxamide isomerase, chloroplastic
Exons: 10
Coding region: 297-1232 (311 amino acids)
Biological process (GO): L-histidine biosynthetic process; L-tryptophan biosynthetic process
Cellular component (GO): cytoplasm
Molecular function (GO): 1-(5-phosphoribosyl)-5-[(5-phosphoribosylamino)methylideneamino]imidazole-4-carboxamide isomerase activity
Source: RefSeq, a predicted model, not a curated record